UUCCUCUUAGGCCGCUCGCUCUGCUCCGCGGCUCCGCGCUCAGGCGCACGCUCCGCAGCUAUGGCAUCGUCGCUCUCGAUUUCCCCUCAAUUGUCGUCGAAUUGCUUGAAGAGCAAUCUGCAACGCGCCGAGAAAUUCGUGUGCCGAAGUUGCUCGCAGUUCGGCCGAAUUUUGGCGCCUUUGAAGCUCAGUUGCAGGGGAAAUUCGUCCAACAUUGCCGUGCACAGCGUCGUCAAAGGCAAAAAGAGGAUGAAUGCCGUCGGAGCUCCUGUCGUCGCCCCGAUCGCCCGAUACGCUCCGGGAGAUGAUUUGCCCGAAGAUUACACCGAGGACGAUCCUACCAAGACAGCGCUGGAGAGGCGGGCGGGCAUUUUGAUGCACCCCACCUCGCUCCCGGGACCCUACGGCAUCGGAGAGCUCGGCGAUGAAGCUCUUCGCUUCCUCGAUUGGUUGAAAGCGGCAGGUUGCACUGUUUGGCAGGUACUUCCUUUGGUGCCUCCUGGCAGAAAGUCAGGCGAAGAUGGAUCACCUUAUGCUGGCCAGGAUGCAAACUGUGGAAAUACUUUGCUCAUAUCUCUUGACGAGCUGGUCAAGUGGGGACUGCUGGACAGAGCAGAUCUUCCAAGAAAAAUACCUGUUAACCGCAUCGACUUUGAUGCUGUGGCCAAGGUGAAAGAUCCACUUCUCAUCAAGGCUGGGAAAGCACUUAUCAAAAGCGACGGUGGACUCAAAGAAGAAAUGGAAAAGUUUCGGAAAACUCCAUCUAUUUCAGCUUGGUUGGAAGAGGCAGCUCUAUUUGCUGCCAUCGACAGCAACAUCGACGCCAAUUGUUGGUGGGAGUGGCCAUCGGAACUGAGAGACAGGAACCCGAAAGCAUUAGACGCCGCCAGGAAGAAAUACAAAGAUUAUAUUGAUGUAUUUAUUGCACAACAGUUUUUGUUUCAACGACAGUGGAAGGCAAUUCACAAGUAUGCAAAUGAAAGUGGUAUAAGGAUUAUUGGAGAUAUGCCAAUUUAUGUUGGAGGACAUAGUGCGGAUGUCUGGGCAAACAGAAGUUCUUUCAUGCUGGAUGAGGAUACGGGAGAACCGACCAUGGUCAGUGGUGUCCCACCUGAUGCCUUUAGUGACGUCGGCCAACUGUGGGGCAGUCCCUUGUACAACUGGCGAGCUAUGGCGAAGGAUAACUAUAAAUGGUGGGUAAUGCGCAUGAGACGAGCAUAUGAUCUCUAUGAUGAAUUUCGAAUUGACCACUUUCGAGGACUUGCAGGGUAUUGGGCUGUGAAGGCAGGUGAAGCAACUGCGCUUAAUGGUUCAUGGAAGGUGGGUCCUAGAGAACCAUUUUUUGAGGCCAUCAAGAAAAAUCUUGGAAAGCUCGACAUUAUCGCAGAGGACCUGGGGAUCAUAACAAGUGAUGUCGUUGCUUUGAGAAGGGCUAUAAAAGCUCCGGGCAUGGCCGUACUUCAGUUUGCUUUUGGAAGCGACCCACAAAAUCCCCAUCUACCCCAUAAUCACGAAGUUGAUCAAGUUGUAUAUCCUGGAACACAUGACAAUGACACAGUUCUUGGGUGGUGGUUGAGAAUAACUGACGAAGAAAAGGAAGCUGUCAAGCAGUACUUACGACUGACGAGUGACGAAGAUAUCUCAUGGGAGUUCAUUGGAGCUUCCUUGAGUUCGGUGGCACGGACAGUUAUUGUUCCCAUGCAAGAUGUUCUUAGUCUUGACAACUCAGCACGCAUGAAUACUCCUGCUGUCCAGGCUGGCAACUGGGGAUGGAGAGUGGGCGAGACGGGAGUAUUUAUCAAAUUGGCCAAGGAGAAAGACCGUCUACGUGCUUUGCUAAAGUAUUAUAACAGACUGGCAAGGAAGCACUACUGCCCCAUAUAGUGUCAUCAGUCCGUCAAGAAGCAGUAACUCCAACUCUUGGGCGGGCUGUUGCCGCGCUCAUAUGAAACCCGAGAGAAUGGGUUCACACUGGUGUGUGGAUGAGAGGCAAAAUUUUGACAAUGUAACCGGGAUUUUGUCUAUUUGGCUACGAUGCAGGAUUAUCCGCAUAAUUGUUUGCUAUACUCAUUGUGUGGUGAUCACAGGGAUCAAUCGUAUCAUGUAGGAUGUAUAAUUGAAACUUUGAUGACUGUGCCGUAACAUAGGUGCAUAUCAUAUGCAUCAAUUUAACAGUUGUGCCAAAGACUUCAUUAACAAAACAAAUUAAACACAGGUUUUUUGAUUAUGCCAAACUGGUAUGUAUUUUCCUGCCUCAAUUUGAAACUAUCAAUUUUUCCUCGUGUGAAUCUCU
Marchantia polymorpha subsp. ruderalis is the source of this 2293-nucleotide messenger RNA. The record is from the annotation of a GenBank genome assembly. Lineage: Eukaryota; Viridiplantae; Streptophyta; Marchantiopsida; Marchantiales; Marchantiaceae.